GAGCAUCAACAAAGUCGCGCCUUUAUCAUACAAGAAAAUUUUGAAUUAAGAAAGAAUAAUGGCAAGAAUAUAUAUCUAUAAUUUUCUGUGUAUACUCGUUACGAUGUUUACUAUCGUAAUCGCAGCAGAUUACUGCAACAUGAAAUCAUGCAGCAAAAAAAAUAGUCAUACUAUGUGCAAAUACUCCUCAAAACCAGCAAAAGAAUGCGGAGAAGUAAAGUGUGUUGGUCUUACUGAUGCUGAGAGGAAGGCUAUAGUAAAUAAACACAAUGAAUUAAGACAGAAGAUUGCAUCGGGUAAAGAAACGAAAGGAAAACCAGGUCCGCAACCAAAGGCGGUUAGCAUGCCAAACGUGAUUUGGGAUAAAGAACUAGAAGAGGUUUGCCAAAGAUGGAUUAAUCAAUGCAAAUUCGGUCAUGAUGAAUGCAGACAUGUAGAUAGAUUUAUAGUUGGUCAGAACAUGGCCCAGGCAUCCUCUACGGGAAAAAACACAGCCACUGUGGAAAGUAUGAUCUUAUUAUGGUAUAAUGAAGUAAAUGAUUUUAAUAAUACUAAAAUUGAGAAAUAUGAAUUUGAACCAAAGAUAGGUCACUAUUCCCAACUGGUCUGGGCUAAAUCAACAAAAAUUGGCUGUGGAAAAAUAGAAUUUAAGGACUCAUCGAACUGGAAUAAAAUAAAUCUAUGUUGCAAUUAUGGUCCACAUGGAAAUGUGAACGGUCAAAAAAUAUAUGAAGUUAAAAAAUAAAUCCGAUUGAUGAUGUAAAAAUGAAUCCGAUUAAAGAUGUAAUAAAAGAAUAGCGAUAUAUGAAAAACAAUAGGAAGUCAAAUCAAAUGUUACAAUAUAUAUGUCUUGUCGAUAGAAAUAGAUAAUUGCAAUUGUCAUAAUAAUAUUAAUGAUG
Messenger RNA from Atta colombica, 899 nucleotides. Its product is annotated as venom allergen 3-like. The record is from RefSeq and is a predicted model, not a curated record. Gene Ontology annotation, cellular component: extracellular region. Bases 59 to 745 code for a protein of 228 amino acids. The transcript has 5 exons. Lineage: Eukaryota; Metazoa; Arthropoda; Insecta; Hymenoptera; Formicidae.